Messenger RNA from Spirometra erinaceieuropaei, 1388 nucleotides. Lineage: Eukaryota; Metazoa; Platyhelminthes; Cestoda; Diphyllobothriidea; Diphyllobothriidae. The record is from the annotation of a GenBank genome assembly.
AUGUACAAGGCCGUCAUCCUGCCGACGUUACUGUACGGAGCAGAGACCUGGACGGUGUACACGAGACAGGCACGCCGACUGAACCACUUCCACCUCAGUUGUCUCCGCCGCAUCCUGAGGCUGAACUGGCAGGAUCGAAUCCCCGACACGGAAGUACUGGAGCGAACGGGAAUCCUCAGCAUCUACGCCAUACUGAGACAAAUGCAGCUGCGCUGGAGCGGCCACCUGGUUUGCAUGGAUGACGAGCGUCUACCCAAACGACUCUUCUACGGAGACGUCGCGACGGGUUCUCGUCGUCAAGGAGGCCAAAUUCGCCGUUACAAGGAUACUCUGAAGUCCUCCCUGAAGCGCCUGCAAAUCAACCCGACCAACUGGGAAGAGCUCGCUCGCGAUCGUCCGACAUGGAGGAGAACAGUGAAGACGGGCGCUGCUAUCUACGAAGAAAACCGAAUCGCCGCCGCAAAAGCGAAACGCGAAGCCCGCAAAUCACAACUUCGCCCAGUCCGCAACGCCGCCGCAAAACCUCUCCCUACGUGUCCUCGAUGUCAACGGACAUUCCGGGCACGAAUCGGACUUGUCGGACAUCCUCCUCCUUCUCCUCCACUGCCCCAGCGGCGGCCGUUCAGACUGCCGUCUCACACAUCACCAACCCCGACACAAUAACCGCCUCCACCCCCACCUCUCCCGAUUCCAGUGAUGAGGAUCAGGACUUCACCUGCCCUCACUGCGACCGCACCUUCACCUCUCGCAUCGGCCUGGUCGGUCACUUGCGAAUCCAUCGCACAGAGACUGGCGAACCAGUGCCUGGAGCACCAACCCACACCCACCGUAAUCGCCUCCACUGCCCACAAUGCCCUCGCACCUUCACGCAUCGCAUGGGUCUAUUCGGGCACAUGCGCAUCCACGAGAGCGGAAUUGACCGCAGCUUUGACACAUCCACCCCGCCGAGCCCCACUCCCAAUCCACCACCUUGUGCACCCACUAACCACUCCCCAGCCGACAUCGACGCCACCGACCUUACCACGCCUCACUCCUCCCCUUCCUCCUCCUCUUCCUCCAUCACUGCCACAACGACGGCCGCUUCGGCGUCUGUCGCCCACGACUUCACCGCAGCCGAACCUGACACAACAACCGGCACAACCCCUGCAACCUACAUCAUCAGACGUGAGGGCCAGGGCUACAUCUGCCCUCACUGCGAUCGCACCUUCACCUCUCGCAUCGGCCUGGUCGGUCACUUGCGAAUCCAUCGCACAGAGACUGGCGAACCAGUGCCUGGAGCACCAACCUACACCCACCGCACUCGCCUCCACUGCCCACACUGCCCUCGCACCUUCAGGCAUCGCAUGGGUCUAUUCGGCCACAUGCGCAUCCACGACGACCUACGGUAG